AUGGGGAAAAGUGGCCCCAAGAACCUGGGCCGGUACUCCCAGCACAUUCCCUACCCGGUCCGCGGGGAUCUGGCCGGCGAGUGGAAAGGCAGAAGCGGCCUGCCCCACCGAAGUCCGCGCUCCGAGCGCGCGAGGGGCCACUUCGGCCAGAGAUGUCUGGGGGUGGCCAAGGCAGCGCCGGCCUCGGAGGAGAGGCCCUUCCCGGCGGGCUGUCACCGCCCCAGCGCCGGCCCCGCGGCCCCAACGGCGGAAGAGCAGGCGCCGAGACGCUUCCCUGAACCCGCAGACACUCCUCGGCUUCGAGGCGGCCAAGCCCGGGUCCCACAGCCGCCGCCGGUGCGGACCGCCGUCAGACGGCCGCGGGAGCCCGGCGGCGGGGAGCCCGUGGCCGCGAGGCCCGCACCCGCCGCCCGGCCCGCUCGCGCGCCCACAGCGGGCGGAGGUGGCCCGGCCGGCGCGGAGCACCACCCCCGCCGCCGAGCGGAGGGCGGCCGCCGCAGUCGGCGCGGGAUCGCGGAGCCGGGCGCAGCCGGGAGCCGGGCGCCAGCGAGCACCGGGCCGAGCAGCAGCCAGCGGCCCCCGCCUCCGGGCCGGCCCGAGCGCGCCCGGCCGGCCGCCCGCUCCCCCCACACCCCCGCCGCCGCGACCCCCGCCGCGCCGCCGCGACCCCCGCCCCCGCCCCUUUAA
Messenger RNA from Neogale vison (American mink), 687 nucleotides. Its product is annotated as basic salivary proline-rich protein 4-like. The coding region runs from base 1 to 687 and encodes 228 amino acids. Lineage: Eukaryota; Metazoa; Chordata; Mammalia; Carnivora; Mustelidae. The transcript has 3 exons. The record is from RefSeq and is a predicted model, not a curated record.